Messenger RNA from Fundulus heteroclitus (mummichog), 1662 nucleotides. RefSeq names its product lipase member H. Gene Ontology annotation, biological process: lipid metabolic process. Gene Ontology annotation, molecular function: lipase activity; carboxylic ester hydrolase activity. Lineage: Eukaryota; Metazoa; Chordata; Actinopteri; Cyprinodontiformes; Fundulidae. The record is from RefSeq and is a predicted model, not a curated record.
GUUCUUCCUGUAUACUUCCUGGAGUGAACGCCUCCCAAAUAUGUGGCGAUCCAAACACAGGAGCGCUGUAGACCUUUGACACAGCAAGCCACAGAACACAUCACAACACAGCUAAAGUUAACUCGCUGCAGUUCAAGAUGUUUUUGUGGCCGUAUCUCGCACCUUUUCUGCUGAUAACAGCUCACCUCUGCAAAGCCCUUCCGGUUCCGAAUAGAUGUGAGAAAUUCACAGACCUAAAACUCCAUCACUCCAUCAUCGGCACAAGACUCAGAGUCAGGCUGUUGCUCUACACCAGAGAUGACGACAGCUGUGGCGCCCUCCUGUCCCACACCAACCUGACCGCGCAUCCCCAGUUCAACAUGUCCAAACCAACCACCUUCGUCGUCCACGGAUAUCGGCUCACCGGAUCUCCCCUUUGGUUGGGCGACCUCACAAAGAGACUGCUGGCCAAAGAAGACAUGAAUGUUGUAAUAGUGGACUGGAACUAUGGAGCUGCUACUCUUAAUUACCUUAAGGCAGUGAAAAAUGCAUACAAAGUGGCAGAGAACCUCACUGCUUUCAUUAAAAUGAUGCAGGAUCACGGUGCUUCUCUGAGCUCGCUGCACAUGAUUGGAGUCAGCCUGGGAGCCCACAUUUCCGGUUUCGUGGGAGCUAAUCUGAACAGCUCGAUCGGAAGAAUAACAGCUCUGGAUCCCGCUGGGCCCAGUUUCACUGGCAACCCUCCAAAAGACCGACUGGACCCCACAGACGCUCAGUUUGUCGACGUGCUGCACACAGACAUCGAUUUUCUGGGAUACAGGGCACCACUGGGUCAUGUUGAUUUCUAUGCCAACGGGGGAACAGACCAGCCUGGCUGUGCAAAGACUUUGUUUUCCGGAUCCUCCUAUUUUAAAUGCGACCACCAGAGGGCAGUGUUUCUUUUUCUGGACACUAUAAAUGAGACGUGCAGCAGCCCGGCGUUCCCCUGUUCCUCCUUUGCGGAUUUUCAGGAUGGAAAAUGCACAAGCUGCGACUCAUUUGGCGAUGCUGGAUGUCCUAUUUUUGGUUAUGAUAUCAUCCAGAGAAAGGAUAUACUGAUUCAACAGAAGCAAACAAAGUACUACUUCACCACAAAUGCAGAGUCUCCAUUUUGCGUGUCAAGCUACAAAGUGGAUGUGAAGAUUUGGAAUAAGAACACGCACUGGGGGUAUAUAGAUAUUAAGUUACGUAAUGGUUCUACGGAAGCAAAGGAAGUCAUUGAGCAUAAAGCAACGAACUUCAACAAGAGCACAGACACCACACUGCUUGCUCAGUUUGACAGAGACAUUGAGCGAGUGAAGACGGUCGUUCUGAAAUACCACCCUGGAAGAGCGUGUCACUCCCAACGUAAGCUCCGGAUCCUCAAAAUCCGUUUCACGCCACUGGAUCACAAGGAGAGGGCUCUGUGUCGGUACGACGUUCUUCUUGAGAAUAAGAAAGAAGUCGAGGUCGCCCUUUAUCCAUGUGUAGAAACCCAGCCCUGAAAUCAAGCUGAACACGGCAUGAAGAACUUUCAUGACGAAGAGUCCUCUGGCUCAUCGGUGUCUCAAGGAUAGGUCAAUGAGAAAACAUCAUGGAUGUCAAAUAGAUUAUUUGAAAAGGCACCACCCGGUCAAUCACAUGACUUCUGAUAUUUUACUUUAA